Syzygium oleosum is the source of this 1353-nucleotide messenger RNA. Its product is annotated as somatic embryogenesis receptor kinase 1-like. NCBI's taxonomy places the organism in Eukaryota, Viridiplantae, Streptophyta, Magnoliopsida, Myrtales, Myrtaceae. The annotation marks the transcript as partial. The record is from RefSeq and is a predicted model, not a curated record. Gene Ontology annotation, biological process: protein phosphorylation. The transcript has 2 exons. Gene Ontology annotation, molecular function: ATP binding; protein kinase activity.
UUCGCCACCUUCAAUCCCGCCCAAGAUCCCGAUGAUUUCAACCCGGCUUUUCCACCUACUCCAUCAUCAUCACCCUCAACAACCCUCUGUCAACCAUGCAAAUACACCUACACGUUCACCAAAACCAUCGUCGGCUUACUUGUUGCUGCCGGUGCUUCUCUUGUCUUGAAAGCCCCAGCUUUUGAAUUUGAUGGUCAUGACAUUCAAGACCGAUCCACAGAGAUGCCACUUCAUAGUAUCAAGUUCGAUGUCGGUCCAGAAUUUCACCAAAGGCAGCUUAAAGAGUUUACCCUGGUGGAGUUAUAUAAGGCUACCCAAAAUUUUAGCCACAUAAACAUUAUAGGCAGAGGUGGAUUUGGCAAAGUCUACACGGGUCAGUUAGCUGACUGCUCUCUAGUGGCAAUCAAAAGAAUGAAAGAAGAACGAAGUCAAGGUGCACUCUUACAGUUCAAAACAGAAGAAAUCAUUGGUGGCAUCAUACCCUCACAUCACAAUCUGCUUCCUGCGCUCGGAUUUUGCAGAAACUCAAAACCCACGGAGCUCUUGCUCGUCUACCCAUUCCUGAUCAAUAUAAGUCUGGAAAAAUGCUUGAGAAAGCGAAACGAUAAUCAACCCCCGCUGGACUGGCCUACCCGCAUAAAAAUAGCUGUGGGAGCUGCGAGAGGGCUGUCCCAUCUGCAUGAUCUGAAGAUAGCGCACCUAGACAUCAAAGCUGCAAACAUUAUGUUGGAUGAGGAAUUUGAGCCUCACAUUGGAGACUUUGGGUUGGCUAAGGUCAUAGAUGGCUAUCACGGUGGAUAUUGUGUGGAUUGCAUCGAGGGGGGACCCAUACUUCCGAGGAACGAAUCCAAAGCAGGAUCCGACAGUGGAUAUUGUGAUGUCACAACAGCGGUAAGUGGCACAGUAGGACAUAUUGCGCCAGAGUAUCUUAGUACCAGGAAAUGCUCGGUGAAGACGGAUGUCUUUGCUUUUGGGAUAAUGCUUCUGGAACUCGUCACCGGACAAAGAGCUUUCGAUCCUGGAAGGCUUGCCAUGAUGUUACUCGAUUGGGUAAACGGAUUUCUGGAAGAGCGUUGGUGGGAUAUUCCAGUCGAUCCCGAUCUGCAAGGUGCAUAUGACGAGGAGGAGAUAGAGAAAGUGAUCCAGCUGGCUCUUUUGUGCACACAAUUUGUCCCGAGAAAACGACCAUCCAUGGCACAAGUAGUCCGAAUUGUUGAAGGCCAUAGCAUCAAGGAGAGAUGGGAGGAGUAUCAAACAUGGGAGCCGAAUUGGCAUUUAGUGACAUACAAUGACUGGAUUUUGGCGGACUCCACUUCACAUCUCAGAGCUGAAGAAUUAUCUGGACCUAGAUAA